AUGUCUGAAACUGAACUCCAGAGAGCACCUACUGGCCAUGAAAACCGGAUUCCGGAUAGCUUUUCUCUUGUUCCUAAAAAUGCAGAAAACUCCUUGAAGUUAGAUCAGGAAUCUAAGGAAGACUUACCUGUGCUUCGAGGAGUGUCACUUCAACGCAAAACCGAAGGAGUCUUUGUCAAGCAGUUGCUGGUAGUUUUACUUUUAACAGUGGAUGUUGGAAAGAGCGUCUUCAGUUAUGCAUUGUUAUAUCACAAUGGGGAUCGAUAUCCUAUACCACAAACAGAAAUGGUUACAGCUGUAGAAGCUUUAAAAUUUCUGACAGUUACAAUCAUCCACCUCGUCAUGACGAAAUCCAUCUCGAACCUUCGGCCAUCGUUGAUUUUUAUGUUUCCGUCGUUGAUUUAUGCUAUCACCAGCAACAUUUUCCUGUAUGCAUUGACUUUCAUAACUCCAGCCGUAUGGAUAGUGUUGAUUCAAAGCAAAGUUGUCUUCACACUCAUCAUCUACCGGUUAGUUUUUCGUAAAAUUGUGACCUCUUCUCAAUGGGUGGCUGCCGUUUUGUUUAUUCUGGCUAUUGCUAUCAGCCAGAUUCGUAGCCUCACAAUGGAAGGAACCCCAGCGCCACUUAUGGCAAUUCUAUUAAGCUUCGUCAACAGCAUUUUGGCAAGCGUGGUUUCAGUGUACACAGAGGUCCUUUUUAAGAAUGACAGUCGCAGUUUCUGGGAGCAGCAAAUACAGCUGUAUUGUUUCGGCACCGUCUUAAAUUUAAUAUAUGUACUUCUGACUGGCAAUUUGAGGGCAGUGGCUUCAAGCUUUGUCAGUUGGUCUAAUAUCACCAAGUCAUUACUGGUAUUAACCGUUGUCACAACCGCAGCUCAAGGAAUUACUAUGGCUGUCGUUAUGCGCCAAUUGGAUAAUGUUGUCAAGUUCUAUACGGCUGCAUUAGCGAACAUUAUGACUGCUAUCGCUUCAGCUUGCUUGUUUCCAGACAAGUUUGUUCUGGAUAUAACCUUUAUUUUUAGUUUAUUAAUUUUAAUAUUUGCCAUCUAUUUGUAUGAAAAUAAAAAUUUCAACUUAUUUUGCCCAGAAGCAACGGACAAUGAACAGUAGUCCUAGGGAUAAUGUAUUAAAUAAUUAUAGAUUAAAAUGAUGAUUAAGAUAAGUUUAGGUGUUGAUGAACAUAUAUUUUGCAGUCUGAA
This is a messenger RNA of Limulus polyphemus (Atlantic horseshoe crab), 1199 nucleotides long. RefSeq names its product CMP-sialic acid transporter 1-like. Gene Ontology annotation, biological process: pyrimidine nucleotide-sugar transmembrane transport. Gene Ontology annotation, cellular component: Golgi membrane. Lineage: Eukaryota; Metazoa; Arthropoda; Merostomata; Xiphosura; Limulidae. The coding region runs from base 1 to 1110 and encodes 369 amino acids. Gene Ontology annotation, molecular function: pyrimidine nucleotide-sugar transmembrane transporter activity. The record is from RefSeq and is a predicted model, not a curated record. The transcript is spliced from 5 exons.